UCUUCUCUCUUUAUUUCAGUAACUCCAUUGCUCUAUGCCAGUAGAAAACAUCAAGACCCAAGCUUUCUCUAUCAUUUAACCACUGUCUGAAACCAGAGCUCAAGCUUUCUCUAUCAUUUAACCUCUGUCUGAAACCAGAGCUCAAACUUUCUCUAUCAUUUAACCGCAGGGCUCAUACCUUAUGCUCCUCUCUUUCUUUCUUUUUUUCUUACAGUUUUAUUCGAAAGGAGUUAGCUUUUCCCACAAACAUGAGACCUCUCUUUUCUCACUUCAUUCUCACCUUUCUUAUCUACUUUGAAGCUGUUGUUGUUGCUUCUUUUUCUUCUUCAAACAAGAGGGAUUCUCAGCUACUGCUCAGCUUCAAAGCUAGUUUGCCUGACCAAUCUAUUCUUCAAAACUGGGUUCCUAACCAAGACCCUUGUAGCUUCAAUGGUGUAACGUGCCGAGGCUCCGAAGUUUCUUCUAUUGAGCUUAGUUACACGUCCUUGAGCACCGAGUUUCACUUUGUUGCUGCCUUUCUUCUAGCUCUGGAAACCUUGGAAUCCCUUUCUUUGUUGAAAGCCAACAUCUCUGGCAACAUUUCCUUCCCUUCUGGAUCCAAGUGCAGCUCCCUGUUAACCACUUUAGAUCUGUCUCAAAACGCCUUGUCCGGUCCACUUUCGACCGUCUCCGCCUUGGGUUCUUGCUCGAACUUGAAGUUUCUCAAUUUAUCAACCAACAGCCUCGUGUCUCCUGGUGAAGAAUCCAGGGGUUUGCAGCUGAGUUUGGAAGUUCUCGAUCUUUCUUUCAACAAGCUCUCUGCUGGAAACGUGGUUCCUAGGAUCCUUCAUGGUGGUUGUAACGAGUUAAAGCACUUGGCCUUGAAAGGAAACAAGGUUACCGGGGAAAUAAACGUCUCGAAUUGCAGGAAGUUGAAGGUUUUGGAUGUUUCUUGGAACAAUUUCUCAAUGGGGACUCCUUCAUUUGGAGGCUGCACAGCUUUGGAACACCUUGAUAUCUCAAAGAAUAAGUUUUCCUUCGACAUUGCCCCUACAAUUUCUUCGUGCGUGAACUUAAAGUUCUUGAAUCUAUCAAGCAACCAGUUCUCCGGUCGGAUUCCGGCUUUGCCAUCUUCCGGAUUGCAGUAUCUUUAUUUGGCGGAUAAUAAAUUUCAAGGACAGGUUCCUUUGUAUGUAACUGAAGCUUGUUCAAGCCUUGUGGAGCUGGAUCUUUCUUCAAACAAUCUUUCUGGUAUGAUUCCUACUGGCUUUGCUUCUUGUUCCUCCUUGGGGUCUUUCGAUUUAUCUACCAACAACUUCACCGGUGGACUCCCCAUUGAGAUAUUCAAGAACAUGAGUUCCUUGACGAAGCUCGGUUUAGCUUUUAAUCGCUUCUCUGGUCCUUUGCCCGAGUCUUUGUCCAGUCUCUUCAACCUGGAGGCUUUAGAUCUCAGUUCCAACAAUUUCUCAGAAUCAAUCCCUGCUUCUCUGUGUGAAAAUCCCAGAAACAGGUUACAAGUUCUUUAUUUGCAGAACAAUAUGUUGACUGGUUCGAUUCCUGCUAGUCUCAAUAAUUGUUCUCAGCUUGUUUCUCUCCAUUUGAGCUUCAAUUACCUCACGGGCACCAUCCCCUCCAGCUUGGGUGCUCUCUCCAAGCUCAAGGAUUUGAGGCUUUGGUUGAACCAGCUCCAUGGAGAAAUCCCCCAAGAGCUGAGUAACAUUCAGACCCUUGAGACUUUGAUUCUUGAUUUCAAUGUGCUGACAGGGACCAUACCUUCUGGUCUAAGCAACUGUACCAAGUUGAACUGGAUUUCAUUGUCUAACAAUAGGUUCACUGGUGAGAUUCCUGCUUGGCUCGGUAAACUUUCGAGCCUUGCGAUCCUCAAGCUCAGUAAUAACUCCUUUUAUGGAAGAAUCCCACCGGAGUUCGGGGAUUGUCAAAGCUUGAUAUGGCUGGAUCUUAAUACCAAUCACUUGACGGGGACUAUCCCUCCGGUGCUGUUCAAACAAUCUGGUAAAAUAGCUGUCAAUUUCAUUGCUGGAAAGAGGUAUAUGUAUAUCAAGAAUGAUGGAAGCAAAGAGUGCCAUGGGUCGGGAAAUUUACUUGAAUUUGCUGGGAUCCGGCAGGAACAGUUGGGUAGAAUUUCCAGCAGGAACCCCUGUAACUUUACCAGAGUUUAUGGAGGCCACACGCAGCCUACCUUCAACAAUAAUGGUUCCAUGAUUUUUCUUGAUCUUUCGUACAAUUUGCUGUCGGGGUCUAUUCCGAAGGAGAUCGGCACAAUGCCGUAUCUGUUUAUCAUGAAUUUGGGCCACAACAAUAUAUCCGGAACCAUCCCACAAGAGAUUGGGAACCUAAAGGGCCUUGGCAUUCUUGAUCUUUCCUACAACAGGUUGGAAGGGUCGAUUCCACAGUCCAUGACUGGCAUCACCUUGCUGAGUGAGAUUAAUCUGUCAAACAACCUUCUCUCUGGCAUGAUCCCGGAAACUGGCCAGAUGGAAACGUUUCCGGCUAGUGAUUUCGAUAAUAAUGCAGGUCUAUGUGGGGUCCCGCUUCGCCCCUGUGAGAAUCCAGCGGCUGCUUCGAGUUCUGAGCAUCGGAAGUCUCAUCGCAGACAAGCUUCUCUUGCUGGGAGUGUGGCAAUGGGAUUGUUGUUCUCUAUUUUCUGCAUCUUUGGUGUGUUCAUAGUUAUUGUAGAGACCAAGAAAAGGAGGAAGAAACAGGAUUCUGCUCUUGAUGUUUAUACGGACAAUCAUUCCCACUCCGGCACCGCGAAUGCCAGCUGGAAUCUAACCAGUGCACAGGAAGCAUUGAGCAUCAACCUGACCACAUUUGAAAAGCCCCUUUGGAAACUCACCUUUGCUGAUCUUCUUGAAGCCACUAAUGGCUUCCAUAACGACAGCCUUAUCGGCUCUGGUGGUUUCGGUGAUGUUUACAAGGCCCAACUGAAAGACGGGAGUGUCGUUGCUAUCAAGAAACUGAUACAUAUCAGUGGACAAGGUGAUCGAGAAUUCACGGCCGAAAUGGAAACCAUUGGGAAGAUCAAGCACCGCAACCUCGUUCCACUCUUGGGUUACUGUAAGGUGGGCGAAGAACGGCUUCUAGUUUACGAGUUCAUGAAGUAUGGCAGCUUAGAGGAUGUUUUACACGGCCAAAAGAAAGCUGGGAUCAAACUGAAUUGGGCAGCAAGGAGAAAGAUAGCCAUUGGAGCUGCAAGAGGGCUGGCAUUUCUUCACCACAGUUGCAUUCCUCAUAUAAUUCACAGGGACAUGAAAUCGAGCAACGUCCUGCUCGAUGAGAACUUGGAAGCCAGAGUUUCUGAUUUCGGGAUGGCAAGGCUUAUGAGUGCAAUGGAUACGCAUUUGAGUGUCAGCACAUUAGCGGGUACUCCUGGUUAUGUUCCUCCUGAAUACUACCAGAGCUUUCGAUGUUCCACGAAGGGCGAUGUUUACAGUUACGGUGUAUUCUUGCUCGAGUUGCUAACGGGUAAAAGGCCUACAGAUUCAUCUGAUUUCGGAGAUAACAACCUUGUGGGGUGGGUGAAACAGCAUGCCAGACUCAAAAUAACUCAUGUCUUCGAUCCAGAGCUGAUGAAAGAAGACCCCAACCUCGAGAUUGAGCUUCUACAACACUUGAAGGUAGCCUGUGCGUGCUUGGACGACCGACAUUUGAGACGACCCACAAUGAUUCAAGUGAUGGCAAUGUUCAAGGAAAUACAAGCUGAGUCUGGACUCGCCUCUCGAUCAACCAUCGCGACGGACGACGGAGGUUUUGACACCGCCGAAAUUGUAGACAUGACCAUAAAAGAAGUCCCUGAAGGUAAGCAGUAGAAGGGAAAAAACCGAAAUUUUCACCAGAAAUUCUUUGCAGAUGGAGAAGAAAGAAGCAGGUGGGGAUUGAUUUCCCACAGAACUUUCCAUCUUCUUUGCUUCAAAAAUCGCAUAAAACUGCGCCUUUGUAUCACUGCCAUUUCAU
Messenger RNA from Hibiscus syriacus, 3954 nucleotides. Its product is annotated as protein BRASSINOSTEROID INSENSITIVE 1-like. Gene Ontology annotation, cellular component: plasma membrane. The transcript has a single exon. Gene Ontology annotation, molecular function: protein binding; ATP binding; protein kinase activity. Lineage: Eukaryota; Viridiplantae; Streptophyta; Magnoliopsida; Malvales; Malvaceae. The record is from RefSeq and is a predicted model, not a curated record. Gene Ontology annotation, biological process: protein phosphorylation. The coding region runs from base 249 to 3809 and encodes 1186 amino acids.